GACAACACAUGGAGAAUUUCAAGACAUUUCUAAUUCAAUCCUAAAGGAGAGAAUGUUUAAAUUUUACCAAGUAAAACAUAUAUUUGAAAUACUGGAUAAAAUGAGAUGCCUGCGAAAACGUUCUACAGUAUCAUUCUUGGGAGUUCUUGUCAUUUUCCUUCUAUUUAUGAACUUGUACAUUGAAGAUAGCUAUGUUCUGGAAGGAGAUAAACAACUUAUAAGGGAAACAUCUACACAUCAACUGAAUUCAGAACGCUAUGUGCAUACUUUCAAAGAUUUAUCUAAUUUCUCAGGAGCCAUAAAUGUUACUUAUCGCUACCUAGCUGCCACACCUUUACAAAGAAAGCGGUUUCUUACAAUUGGACUUUCAUCUGUGAAAAGAAAAAAAGGAAACUAUUUACUUGAGACAAUCAAGUCAAUUUUUGAGCAAUCCAGCUACGAAGAGCUGAAGGAAAUUUCAGUGGUGGUUCAUCUUGCAGAGUUUAAUUCAUCUUGGCGUGAGGUCAUGGUCCAGGAUAUUACACAGAAAUUUGCCCACCAUAUUAUUGCAGGAAGAUUAAUGGUUAUACAUGCUCCUGAGGAAUAUUACCCAAUCCUAGACGGUCUCAAAAGAAAUUACAAUGAUCCAGAAGAUAGAGUGAGAUUUCGUUCCAAGCAAAAUGUAGAUUAUGCCUUCCUGCUUAAUUUUUGUGCCAAUACUUCAGACUAUUAUGUAAUGCUUGAAGAUGAUGUUCGAUGUUCCAAAAAUUUCUUAACUGCCAUCAAGAAAGUCAUUACCUCCCUAGAAGGAACUUACUGGGUAACUCUUGAGUUCUCUAAGCUCGGAUACAUUGGAAAACUUUAUCAUUCUCAUGAUCUCCCUCGUUUGGCACAUUUUUUAUUGAUGUUUUAUCAAGAAAUGCCUUGUGAUUGGCUAUUGACUCAUUUCCGGGGUUUGUUGGCUCAGAAAAAUGUGAUCCGUUUUAAACCAUCUCUUUUUCAACACAUGGGCUAUUAUUCAUCAUACAAAGGGACUGAGAAUAAGCUGAAGGAUGAUGAUUUUGAAGAUGAGUCAUUUGACAUUCCUGAUAAUCCUCCUGCAAGUCUAUAUACCAACAUCAAUGUUUUUGAAAAUUAUGAAGCAAGCAAGGCUUAUAGUAGCGUUGAUGAGUACUUUUGGGGGAAACCACCAUUAAUAGGAGAUGUCUUUGUGAUUAUAUUUGAAAAUCCAAUUGUAAUUAAAAAAAUUAAAGUGAAUACUGGAACAGAAGAUCGGCAAAAUGACAUCUUACAUCAUGGAGCCCUAGAUGUUGGUGAAAAUGUUGUACCUUUCAAACAAAGUAGACAAUGUCUUACUUACUUAAGACUAGGGGAAUUCAAAAAUGGAAACUUUGAAAUGUCAGAUGUGAAUCAGAAAGUUCCAUUUGAUAUACAUUGUAUAAGGAUAUAUGUUACAAAAACACAAAAAGAGUGGCUAAUCAUUAGGAGUAUUAGCAUUUGGACUUCUUAGCCAAUUAAAUCCAUACAAUCAGUAACUGAA
Molecule: messenger RNA, 1519 nt
Organism: Condylura cristata (star-nosed mole)
Lineage: Eukaryota; Metazoa; Chordata; Mammalia; Eulipotyphla; Talpidae
Gene: MGAT4C
Product: MGAT4 family, member C
Exons: 4
Coding region: 53-1489 (478 amino acids)
Biological process (GO): protein N-linked glycosylation
Molecular function (GO): acetylglucosaminyltransferase activity
Source: RefSeq, a predicted model, not a curated record